UCUUUAUUAAACAUUGGUGUAAACAUACAAAAAAGAGUUUAAUAAAUAAUUCUAUUUCGACAAGUGAGUGGUCUGGUUAUGUGAGUAGUUGGAUCAAAGUUCUUGGCAUUAACAAAUAUUGGGUUUUGGGAAAUUCAAAACAAUUUAAACGCGUAGAUUACGUGUACACAUAAAACUAGUCUUUGAGCCAAAUAAUAAUAAUGAAUCAAGUUAAAUAUGUUGGCGCCAUCGAUGAGGGUACAUCAUCGGCACGUUUUAUUAUUUUUAAAGCUGGUACGGAUGAAAUAGUGUGCUAUCAUCAAAUUGAAGUGCCAUCCAUAUAUCCCCAGGAAGGUUGGGUAGAGCAGGAUCCCGUCCUCAUCUAUGACAUUGUCAAAAGUUGUAUCGAUGAAGCCGUUCAAAAAUUAGAAAAGCUUGGUGGUAAUGUUAAGGAUAUUGUUGCCGUCGGUGUUACUAAUCAACGAGAAUCGGUUAUAGUUUGGAAUCGUCAUACAGGAGAACCUUUGCAUAAUGCUAUUAUAUGGUUGGAUAAUCGUACCACCACAACAGUAGAUGACUUGAUCGAAUCCAUACCAAAUAAUUCGAAAAAUAUAAAUUACUUAAAACCAUUAUGUGGUUUACCAUUAUCACCUUACUUUUCGGCUUUGAAAUUACGUUGGUUACGCGACAAUAUACCAGCAGUUAAAAAGGCUAUGGAUAAAGGUGAUGCUUUAUUUGGUACCAUAGAUUCAUGGCUAAUUUACAAUUUAACUGGUGGCGCUAAAAACGGUGGACUUCAUUUGACCGACGUUACAAAUGCCUCGCGUACAAUGUUAAUGAAUAUUGAAACUUUAAUGUGGGACUCUCAUUUAUUGAAAUUCUUUGGUUUGCCCGCCUCCAUAUUGCCUAAAAUUAUUUCCAGUUCGGAAAUGUUUGGCACCAUAAAGGAUUCCGACAUUAAGGGUAUUCCCAUUACUGCUUGUUUGGGUGAUCAGCAGGCUGCAUUAGUUGGACAACAGUGCUUGCAGAGGGGACAGGCUAAGGCUACUUAUGGUACUGGUUGCUUUCUACUUUACAAUACAGGCACCGCUAUAGUUACAUCUGCGCAUGGCUUGCUUACCACAGUGGGUUAUCAAUUCGGUCGCGACUCACAUCCUGUGUACGCAUUGGAGGGUAGUGUGGCUAUAGCAGGAGUAGCUUUGACAUGGUUACGUGAUAAUUUGGGUCUGUUUGAGUCUUUGGGUCAAGUGGAGGCCAUGGCUCGUUUGGUGGACAAUUCGUUGGAUGUAUAUUUUGUGCCGGCUUUUAGUGGCCUCUAUGCACCCUACUGGAAUCAAGAGGCUAGGGGGGUAAUUUGUGGCUUAAGUGAAGACACCACUAGUGAACAUAUCGUGCGUGCCACUUUAGAAUCUAUAUGCUUCCAAGUGCGUGAUAUCUUAGAUUCAAUGAAGAAAGACUGUGGUAUUCCUUUGGCCAAACUUAUGGUCGAUGGCGGCAUGACGAUUAAUAGUCUGUUCCUACAAUUGCAAGCCGAUUUGGUUGGCAUUAAUGUUAUACGCUCUAAAAUUGCCGAGACCACGGCAUUAGGUGUUGCUUUGGCCGCUUAUCGCGUUGUGGAGCCCUCUUUUAAUAUUGAAGACGGUUUGUCAGUUGGUGAAGAACGUGCUAAGUACAAACCAAUAAUAACAGAAAAUGAACGAGAUGUACGUUAUCACAAGUGGAAGAUGGCAGUUGAGCGGUCAAUUGGUUGGGAUACCUCGUCAGCUUCUAGUAAGAAUCGUGAUUUAUUUGAUUAGUUCUGCCUUCUUUUUACAAUUACUAUGUAUGUAUAUUAAAAAGUAAAAAGUUCUUUUUUCAAAUGUUAGUGCUUUAUUUUCUUAGUACAUAUUUCAAAUGUUUCGCCAAUUUUUGUUUAAAUACACAUAUUUUUAAUAAACUAUUAAUAAAUUAAAAGCUACCAAAA
Calliphora vicina (urban bluebottle blowfly) is the source of this 1942-nucleotide messenger RNA. RefSeq names its product Glycerol kinase 1 (gene Gk1). Gene Ontology annotation, cellular component: mitochondrion. The transcript is spliced from 4 exons. Gene Ontology annotation, biological process: glycerol metabolic process; glycerol-3-phosphate biosynthetic process; triglyceride metabolic process. Gene Ontology annotation, molecular function: glycerol kinase activity. The coding region runs from base 201 to 1775 and encodes 524 amino acids. The record is from RefSeq and is a predicted model, not a curated record. Lineage: Eukaryota; Metazoa; Arthropoda; Insecta; Diptera; Calliphoridae.